AAUACCUUAACUAAUAAAGAAUUCAAAAAAAUAAGUAAAUAUAUAAAUGGUGGCAGGAUCAAGAGAGAAUACCAGGGGCGAAUUAGAUCAUGCUUAUUAACACUUAAUCCUCUCUGGCUUCAGGAAAGCACUGAAAAUCCUCUUACUCUGGUUCAUCCCUCCCCCCUGGGGGCGGAGCCACUGGACGUAGGUGGGCGUGGUUAAUAACUCGGUCCUGGUAAUGGUGUAUAUAUACCAGGGUCAGGUCACGGCUCCCACAGUCCCGUGCCAGACUGUUCUAGGCUGGGAGAGCUUUGAGGGAGGUUCUCCUUUCGCUUUCGGCGCUACGAACCAGACAAGAGACGUCUGCUCCUGGUGAGUCCAGAGAUGGGACCGAGUGGGUUCGCGAGGCCAGAGUGAGGGAAGACCUGUGUGUUCCUGAGGGCCUGCUCUGUGCCCGCCAGAGAGACACAUACCUCGGAAGGGAAUCCAGACUGGGGUAGGGCAUAUUUAAAACGCAGGCGGUUGCUAGUCGCCGCCGCCAGAGCCUGGGAGACGAUGCAUCACUGUCAGCGAUACCGCUCCCCCGAGCCACACCCGUACCUGAGCUACCGAUGGAAGAGAAGGAGGCCUUACAGUCGGGAGCACGAAGGGAGACUGCGCUACCCAUCUCCAUGGGAGCCUGCACCCUGGAGAUCUCGGUCCAGAAGCCAUGACCGCUUACCCUACCAGAGGCGGUACCUGGAGCGCCGUGACAGCGCCACAUACCGAUGUGAGGAGCGGAGCCCAUCAUUUGGAGAGGGCUACUAUGGGUCUUCACGUUCCCAUCACCGACCACGGUCCCGGGAUAGAGAGCCGUACCGGACUCGCAAACAUGCCCACCAUUGCCAUUGCCACUGCCACAGACGCCGCCCCAGGUCUGGUAGCAGUGCCUCCUCGAGCAGCCAACAGAGCAGUACGUGCAGCAGCCGGAGCGUGGAAGAUGACAAGGAGGGCCACCUGUUGUGCCGGGUGGGCGAUUGGCUCCAAGAGCGAUAUGAGAUUGUGGGGGACCUGGGCAAAGGCACCUUUGGCAAGGUGGUGGAGUGCUUGGACCAUGCCAGAGGGAAGUCUCAGGUUGCCCUGAAGAUCAUUCGCAACGUGGACAAGUACCGGAAGGCUGCCCGACUAGAAAUCAAUGUUCUCCAAAAAAUCAAGGAAAAGGACAAAGAGAACCAGUUCUUGUGCGUCUUGAUGUACGACUGGUUUAACUUCCACGGCCACAUGUGCAUCGCCUUUGAGCUCCUGGGCAAGAACACCUUUGAGUUCCUGAAGGAGAAUCAUUUCCAGCCUUACCCCCUACCACAUGUCCGGCACAUGGCCCACCAGCUCUGCCACGCCCUGAGAUUCCUACAUGAGAACCGACUGACCCACACAGACUUGAAGCCAGAGAACAUCCUGUUUGUCAAUUCUGAGUUCGAAACGAUCUACAAUGAGCACACGGGCUGUGAGGAGAGGUCAGUGAAGGACUCCAGCAUCCGAGUUGCUGACUUCGGCGCUGCUACCUUUGACCAUGGGCAUCACACAACCAUUGUGGCCACUCGUUAUUACCGCCCACCUGAGGUGAUCCUAGAGCUGGGCUGGGCACAGCCCUGUGACGUCUGGAGCAUUGGCUGCAUUCUCUUCGAGUACUACCGGGGCUUGCCACUUUUCCAGACCCACGAAGACCCAGAGCAUUUGGUGAUGAUGGAGAAGACCCUAGGGCCCAUCCCAUCACACAUGAUCCACCGUACCAGGAAGCAGAAAUAUUUUUACAAAGGGGCCCUGGUUUGGGAUGAGAACAGCUCUGAUGGCCAGUAUGUGAUGGAGAACUACAAACCUCUGGAGAGUUACAUGCUCCAAGACUCCCUAGAGCACGUGCAGCUGUUUGACCUGAUGAGGAGGAUGUUAGAGUUUGACCCUGCCCAGCGCAUCACACUGGCGGAGGCCCUGCUGCACCCCUUCUUUGCUGGCCUCGCCCCUGAGGAGCGGUCCUUCCGCACCAGCCGCAACCCCAGCAGAUGGCAGGCACAGGCCACUACAUGAGGAGAUGGAACUGGGCUGCCUGGCCCUCUCUCUCCAACUCCUAACCGCUGGGCCCCAGGGCCAGAGCCACCCAAGGAACAGUGCAAUGUGAAGGAAGGCAGGUGCCUGCAAGGGCGAAGACAUGCCCAGCUGCCAGAAAGCACAGAUUUGACCCGAGCUACUUAUAUGUUGUAAAGUUAAAAUAAAGUGUUUCUU
Molecule: messenger RNA, 2238 nt
Organism: Myotis myotis
Lineage: Eukaryota; Metazoa; Chordata; Mammalia; Chiroptera; Vespertilionidae
Product: dual specificity protein kinase CLK3-like
Exons: 1
Coding region: 538-2043 (501 amino acids)
Biological process (GO): protein phosphorylation
Molecular function (GO): ATP binding; protein kinase activity
Source: RefSeq, a predicted model, not a curated record